This is a messenger RNA of Elaeis guineensis (African oil palm), 922 nucleotides long. Its product is annotated as mavicyanin. Gene Ontology annotation, cellular component: plasma membrane. Gene Ontology annotation, molecular function: electron transfer activity. The record is from RefSeq and is a predicted model, not a curated record. NCBI's taxonomy places the organism in Eukaryota, Viridiplantae, Streptophyta, Magnoliopsida, Arecales, Arecaceae.
CCGCACGCUCAAAAGGAGGAGAAAAAGUGGAAGAAGAGCAGAGGAAAGAAAGGGGCAUCCUUUUCCUCUGUGUUCCUCUUUGUUCUCUCUCCCUGAUUCUCUGGUGCUUCUUUUUUUUGUGCUGCCAUGGAGAAGGCCGUGGUCAUCGCUGCCCUCGUGGCCUUGGCUUCCGUGGGGUUUUCCUCAGGGGCGGUCUAUACUGUCGGAGAUAAAGCUGGGUGGACCAUCAUAGGCAAAGUGAACUACACCGCCUGGGCUUCUACUAAGAACUUCCAAGUCGGAGAUAUCAUCCUGUUUGUGUACAACAAAAACUUCCACAACGUGAUGGAGGUGACCAAGGAAGACUACAAGGCGUGCAGCAACGGGUCCCCACUGGCCACCCACACCACGGGCAACGACUCCUUCACCAUUAAGCGCCGGGGCCACCACUUCUUCAUCUGCGGCGUCCCCGGCCACUGUAGCAUCGGCCAGAAGGUCGACAUCCGCGUCCCCAAGCUCGCCGUCUCUGCUGCCCCUUCCGGUGCCCCGGCCGGCGCCCCCUCCAGCGGCGGCGGCGGCGGCGUAAGCGUCCGAACACCCGCCAUCGCCCCCACGCCCAGCGGCGCCCCCGUCACUGCCGCUUCCAAUGCUCUGGGCUUUGCGCUGGCUGUCCUUGCCUUCGUUGCCACUUUUGGUGGUGGUCUCGUGAUGCCUUAGUAGAUGCUUGAAGAUAGAUUUCCUACUUGUUUCUUUCAAAUUUCUUCUGGGACACUGAGACGGCUUUGUGGUUAUUUUAGUUUUGUGAUUAAUUUUUUAGUGGUUUGAAGGGUGAGAAGAGAUUGGAGACAACUUCUGUUAUUGCGGACAUGGUUGGUUUUGUUAUGUGAUUUUGGCUAUUAUCAAACAUAAAUGAGAACAUAUCGUCCAUGACUUUUUUUUUUUU